This is a messenger RNA of Lichtheimia ornata, 6249 nucleotides long. RefSeq lists its product as uncharacterized. Gene Ontology annotation, cellular component: nucleus; cytoplasm. Gene Ontology annotation, biological process: regulation of small GTPase mediated signal transduction; positive regulation of GTPase activity. Gene Ontology annotation, molecular function: GTPase activator activity. The coding region runs from base 1 to 6249 and encodes 2082 amino acids. The record is from RefSeq and is a predicted model, not a curated record. Lineage: Eukaryota; Fungi; Mucoromycota; Mucoromycetes; Mucorales; Lichtheimiaceae. The transcript is spliced from 27 exons.
AUGCGUAAGGCCAGCUCCGUAAUGAAAAAGACCCUUAUACCCGGAGGGACGACAACGGCAGCCAAGCCAUCCUCGCCGGCACCAGCUCCCACCACCAGUAGUAACCGUUUCGCUGACACUCAACACGAUUCCAACCAGCAUCUACCUGAAGAAUCUUCUUCUAUCCACGACAGUGAGAAGCAUCGACUUGCUAAAAAGGUGCCAGCCUUACCAGACACUUCCGAUGGCGAUCAAUCUUCUCAGCAGGAAUCAGCCACUGAAUUGGGUGUCGACUUCCCUAUCCUCCCUUCUACAUCGACAUUUACGCUUGGUGGAAGAGAUGACCGAGGAGAGAAGCUGAAAAAGAAGGCCAAGAACUUUCUAGACGAACGACAAAAGACUAAAUCAAGAGCACAAAGCUUAUGGAGCUAUAUUGACGCGACGAACACAUUGGAUCAAGCACGAUUCUUCCAAGAAAACGCAGAGCAAAUCUUCCAUGUCGUCUAUGAAACAUGCAUGCAUCACAUUGAAAAGAUCAAACAGAAGAGCGAACGACCUCAAUCUUGGUCAUCCAAAGAGCUUGUCAGCCUUCAGAAGAAUUUGCUGCUUUUACGCAAGAUGUUCCUUUAUGUCCCAGAAUUAAUGCGAAAUGGAUGGCAGCGGAAGAAUAUCGCAAAGCUGCUAAAGCACAUCUUGGAUCAUGGCAACCACUUACGCUUACGUGCUCUUGGAUUUCAUUUGCUGUUGCUAUGGCUUAAUGAUCAAGUUGUGGAGUAUCCUGAAUGCAUGGAACUUUUCGCGAAUGCCAUUUCACUCGACCUUUUCAUUUUGGAUGACGUUCAACCCAUUUCAUCAACCACUUUCAACACUUCGAGCGAGAAUCCCAAUCCUCCAGAAGAGAUCUCAUCAUCUCGAUCGCAUGGAUUACACUUUGUUCGGAAGCUUGGAGAGAAGAAUUCUGAAAGAGCAUAUGGCCAAGGUCUUACGCGCGAUAGUCGCAUCAAGAUGUCACCAUUAAAGCUGUAUCAGACACUGAUUUUUGGUGAUGAUCAAGCGCCUUUAUACCCAAACCCUGUACAGCCAACGUACAAUGAUUCGAUCGUAUUGCUUCAUAUUUUCCUAUCCAAUCUCGUUCGCCUAGCUUAUGUCGCUGCUGGAUCACCUCCUCCUCCUGACGAUUAUGAAUACCCACCAGGCGACCAUUUUGAAGCAGAUGAUGGCAUUGCUACAGGCGUAGGCAUCGAUGCAGCCACAGCCAGCGCCAAGUUCCUAUUUCGCAUCUUUCGCACCUACUAUCUUACAAAGUUUACACCUCAAAUCGCCAAAGCUUUUCAAAUGGAAGGAAUUCCUUCAAAGGAUGAAGAUUUCGGGUUUCCCACAUGCCCUCCAAGUAUACUGCGUACUGUGCUUCGUUUCUUAAUUGGUUAUUGCCUCGACAACAACGAAAGGCAUCACACCACCCAUUGGCCAAAUAUGCCUACAGCAUCUGCUUCAUCACCAGCGACUCCGAUUCUGAAAUCUAUUGUUUUAUCAUCAUACGAGACUCGAGAAAUGCUACAUGAGAUGCUUCGACAGGCACUUCUUCUUCCAUGCACGAAUUCAUCCUAUCGAGACAUUACACGUGGAGCCAUCCAUAUAUUAGGCGUUUGGAUUUUGGGCAAUGAGGAUGAGCGACCUUCAUUCUUGCGACGCACCGGAAGUUGGACAGCAAUUCCUGGCAGCAUCACUCGUUCUAGUAGCCUUGCAUCAGUACCAACAGCAGCAAAAGCAGAUAAUGGAACGGUCUCAACAUCAUCAUCGAUCCAUGAUGAACAUGAUUAUAAGCAUGCUGAUGCAAACCGAUUCUUACGUCGCUAUUUCUUGAUGAUUCGUGUGGUCUUUGAAAAUCAUUGGAAGCGAGCCAUGGAUCAAGGUUUCGAUAUUCAGGGCGUGGAUUGGGAUGGUGUUGUCAGCCUUUACAAGGAUGCAAUCAAUGUCUAUCGUGCAAUUACAGUGACCCGUGGGGGCAUUGAUAUGGAAUGUGAAAGCUGGGAAUUGCUUUUACAAUGCUUGUUGGAUAUCCAAACAUGGUUCAUGAGUCCACCCGACAAAUGUGUUUGUAUUCCUGUACCACAUCUUGCAGAGGAUUUGGCAGACUAUAUAUGUGAGACAUUGCUGCAUGCAUUUUCCAGAGCAAACUUGUCAAAUAUGGAUUUGUGGAAAGAUUUGAGAGCACAAAUGGUUGCUACGAUGGCAUGGACAUCAACACUUGGCCAAUGGGUGAAAAUCAUGCAUAAAAUCACCAGGCUUUUGUCGGCUCGUUUAUACAAAGUUGAUUACGAAUGUCAACCUUUAGAACACGUUACAGACGACAGCAACCGUGCCAUACAGUAUCAUAGCAACUAUGGAAAUCGCCCUCGCUACAAAGUACGAUCACGGCAUUUGAGUAUUCAAGCUGAUUUACGAUCCAAUAAGCGUUCCACUGCAAGGCCAUUAUCUUCUGGAGGCAGCGAUGGGCAACUUUUUGACACUGUUGCGGCUCAAGAUAAGGUGUACACCACGGAUAACGCCACCAGCAGUAAAACAACAGAGCACCCUAAUGCUGAAUCAUCAGCUAGCAACGCCGUUAUGAUCAUGCGCAACCUUAGCAACCUAUCGCUUUCUGAAAAAGCCAGCUCAUCCAAAACUUCGGAUCGACGAUCGGCUCAUUUUGUGGAUAUUGAUGAGAAUCAAGGCAUGUCAUUCUCAGGUAUUGAUGAGGAAGCCAAUGGCGGCAGCAGCAGCAGCAGCAGCCAUGGUCGAUCGGGAGGGAACAAUAUCAAAUUUGGGAUCAAAAAUAUCAUUCCAGCACCAUCAUUCUCAUCCAGCACAGCUCCAGCUACAUCACCAACAGGACCACCUAUGAUUUCGACCACGCAAGCAAAUAGCGGUUCAUCAUCUAUUGGAUCAGGCUCCCAAAAAAGAGGCAAUAAUACUCGACGCACUGUAAGCAUUCAUCAAUUCGACACGUUAUGGCAGGAUUCAAGUAGCAAACUCCUGAAUUUUGUUCAUCAUGGUCAACAGCAGCAUGGUGAUCCUUCAGAAUCCAACCCACGCCCAACAACUCUGAGCGCAUAUGCCAAAGACGAGGAUGAUAGGAAAUCUCGCCAUGAUAUGGAUAGGAAGAGUAUAGCAAGCUCCAUCGACCGCCUUGCAGUUGAGGAUAGUGGCACAUUGUCGAGCAAGUCAAUUAGGUCUUCGAUAUCCACCAUAAUGCCUCAAGGAGAAAUGAUUGCUUUGACAACAAGCGUGGUUGCCGUUAAUGAAAAGCUUCCCAGUGCAUUGGGCAUUUUUCGAAGCAAUGAGUUCCUCAACCUUUCAAGCAUGGUUGCUGAUGGCAUGGCGAUUCUUGAAAUAUGGAAGAACAUGCUCUGUUCUAUCGGUAAUAUCAAUCAACUUGAGGAUCCACAAAACCACGCCGUUGCUAUGUCAUGCGUUGUCGAGAUUUGGGAUACGCUUUCUUGGGUACGAUCUCGGCAGCCUUUCCAAAAUGUCACUCGACCAGCGCUUUAUGAAAUGGCCCCUUGGUUUUUACAAGCUACAGAGCUAUCAGAGAAUUACGAUAUCGGACGUGCAGCGGCGUAUGGGUGCUUGUGUCGGCUAGUGUCACAGAGGCCUGAGGAAAAAGUAUCCAUCAACUACUAUGCUCACUUUUACAGAGCCAUUCUGAAGGGAUUAUCAUCAAAGGAUACGGCAAUUACUGAAUCUAUCAUGUGUAAUUCUGGUCGCAUAUUUUCACGUUCGCUUCCAGGAGUGUAUAUCCUUAUUCCACCUUUCAUUGACGGGAUCGAGAAUAUGUUGCUUGAGGAUGACACGGCCAAAGACGUGGAGGGAAAUGUUAGGCGUGCAUGUCUCACCAUUUUGGGAUCCCUUGUGCCCAUCUCCAAUCAUCUGACGGAUAUAAAAAUCAGCAUCGAGGAAACGAAUAUUGACUGGAUCAGUGGAUUCAAUGAGAGAGAUUUCGCGUUUGCGGAUAUCAAGAUAUGGCUGAAGAACUUGCUUUUACGACUUGUGAAUGCUGAUACCACCAAAGAAAAGCUCGAACGGGAUACGGAUGCGCAUUGUAUGCUUCUAGGUGCAAUUUGUAGCCUUACUCUUGAUGAGCUAUUGCAAUGUGACAUGCCCCAGCACGACUUGAUCUAUGAAAGCAUCCUCGCUAUGGUCAAUCAUCUAUAUUGGAGCAACAUUACGAUCGUCAAUAACGUGGUUGAUUGUCUCAAUACAAUGGCGCAGAUUUACACUGAAGAUAUUGAUCCUGAUGGGGUGAUCGUACAAGAAGUGUUGACCAGAAUCAUUGAUGCUCUCAACGUCCAUCUCAAGUAUUAUGAGCACAAUAGCAAGGAUGGCCGAGGUUUCAUCAUCUCCAAGCUUUUCAGUUGUUUGCUUGAAUGGCUUAUGGUUAUAGAGCCAAUGAUCCUUUCAGAGACCGAGUUGUGUCAGCUCGUGUUUGACGUGAUUGAGUAUGCCUUGCACACCUCUUCGGAAGGAGGACCAGAGAAGCUUUUGCCACAUCCACCACUCAUGCGUUCGGCUACAUCAAAAAAGAAGGAGCUCCCAUUCAAAUUCAAGCUCAUCACUGAAAAACGACCUGCUCUCCACCACGAAUACAUCAGCGUUAUUAGCGGAUCGGAUAUCUCGGCGAGUGAUCAGGGAUACGUCAAGGAAUCUGCUGAAGCAGUGCUCCUACAUCUUUUGCAUCAUUUCAACAACUUUGCGCCACCUUAUGGUCCUGCAACGAUCCACAGCACAAUCAUUGGCCCUGGUGUUGCCACAGACGACAAUAAGGAAGACAUGCCAAAGUACCAAUAUUUCUCUUUCAACGACACGACCAUUAUCGCCUUUGUGGAGCUACCUGAGACCGAGACACAUGGCCCAAAGGCUCGAAUGAUCAUUCGUGAUGUGACAGGGAGAUACGUUUGGGAUGCAGUAGCCAGCCCUUCUAAAGAAUUGGAAAUGUCCGAGUCGAGCAAGCACAAGCCUGAUUCACCCAGCGGAGGAAAGACCAGUGAUAUCAAAGAAGAGGGCUUCAGCCUGAGACCCGGUGUGGAGGUGCAAAACACAAUAACUGAAUCUGUGGAUCGAUCGAGUCGACAAAUGUUGCCGGAUAAACUACAUGAGCUCUUACACAAGAUUGGUGAGCAGAAUCCCGAUUGCGCUACCGAUCUCAAUAGUCCAAUACCUCUUUCACAACUUCAAAAUGACAUGGUUGGUCGUUUCGAUGAACAAUUGAGUGAUUUCCUCGAAGAAGAAGUCGACAAUAACGAAAAACAAGAAUCAGAUGUUGGUCUUUGGUAUUCCAAGAUGAACAUUUUACGACGCAAUGAUGCCACCGAUCGCAGCGAUUCACUCCAUACGCAUCUCAUAGCCAACUUUUCGAUUCGAAAGGAUCUCCUACCAGCAUUUCCACAUGAAGCAGAGAAAUCACAUGUUCCCUUUCAACAAAGCCGACUUUUGCUCAGCCAUCUUGGAUUUAUCAACUAUGAGCACCUCAAAGACAAGACAUUCCAGAUGCUUAACAAGACACCAGCUUUGUUUCGAGAUUUGAGAUUGUUGGAUAGGAAGCAAGGCCGAGAAACGAUGAAAAUUGCGGUGAUUUACGUUGGCCCAGGUCAAGAGGACGAGCAGAGCAUUUUGCAUAACAACCAUGGCAGCACCAUGUACAACGCAUUUGUCAAUAGCCUUGGCUGGGAAAUCGAUAUCGCUACUCACACUGGAUACCUUGGUGGUCUUGAGCGCAACCUGACGAAUGGCACACGCACCAAUUACUAUUGCUCUUCGACCUUGGAGAUGAUUUUCCACGAUGUCACUAAAAUGCCAACAGAGGCGGAUGAUCCGAAACAACUCAAGAAGAAACGACAUGUGGGCAACGACCACGUUCAUAUCGUAUGGAACGAACACGAUCGAGAUUAUCGGAUUGGCACUAUUGGUGGUGAUUUUGGUAACGCGCAGAUUGUGGUGAAUCCUUUAACCAACGGCUUAUUUGCCAUACGCGUUUAUCGAGAUGAGAAGAUUCCUUAUUUCGGUCCUCUUUUCGAUCGCAUGGUUGUGUCGCAGGCGACGCUAGGCCCGCUUGUACGAGCAACGGCUAUCAAUGCAUUCCGAGCAUCCAUUCAUACCAACUACUAUUCCUUUUACAAAACCGUAUUCGCCCAGCGAGCCAACGAUGUCAAGACGAUUGCUAAUCGGCAUAAGGGUGCAACAUGGAGCUACGAGCAAUUUAUGGAGAAGAUCUUCAUGCCAUACGACGAAUAG